This is a messenger RNA of Caretta caretta (loggerhead turtle), 3304 nucleotides long. The record is from RefSeq and is a predicted model, not a curated record. Lineage: Eukaryota; Metazoa; Chordata; Testudines; Cheloniidae.
AUGGGGUCCCUGGCCUGGCUGCCCUUGGGGCUCCUGCCCCUGCUGCUCCUGGCGACGCAGGGAUACAGCUCGACGUCCUGUGGGCGCCGCCCCCUGGCGUCUGGCUACGGCGGGAUGCGGAUCGUGGGUGGCGUAGAUGCUCUGCCGGGGGCCUGGCCCUGGCUCGUCAGCAUCCAGAUCCCCACCCGAAUGGGCCCCCGGCAUUCCUGUGGCGGGUCCCUCCUCAGCCCCCGCUGGGUCCUCACAGCCGCUCACUGCUUCAAAGCCAAGAGAAGGGUCCUGGCUCGGUGGAGGAUUGUGAUUGGCAUCUCAGAGCUCUCCCACCUGUCAGACUUAGUGCAGAUCCGCUCAGUGCACAGGGCCGUGCUGCACCAGGAGUACAAUCCACGCAAGGAGACAAAUGACAUCGCCCUCAUCCAGCUCGACCGUCCUGUGACCUUUGAUGACCUCACACAGCCGGCCUGCCUGCCCAGCGCACUCAUGGCCGUCACCAGCCUCUCCCCCUGCUACAUCAGUGGCUGGGGCAGCACCAGCCAGAACACGGUGGGCACUGCUGACAUCCUGCAGGAGGCCAAGGUGCAGCUCAUUGACACUGCGACCUGUAACAGCAGCCGCUGGUUCAACGGGGCCAUCGCCAGCAACAACCUGUGUGCAGGGUACGAGCAAGGAGGCAUCGACAGCUGCCAGGGGGACAGUGGGGGACCCUUAAUGUGCAAAGAUGAGGUCACAUCCCGGUAUUACGUGAUUGGCAUCACCAGCUGGGGCCACGACUGUGCCCAGGCCCACAAGCUGGGCCUCUACACCUCUACCCAGCCCUUUCUGGAGUGGAUCCUGGAGAACACUGGGCUCCUGCAGCCCGAGGAGAAGACACCUGAGGAGAUAUUGCCACCACAGAUUGUGCCCCUCCAGCCUCCUGCUGCUGCCACCAAAGUUGGGCCUCUCCUGCUCCCUGUCCUGCAAGAGCCAGUCGCCCCGCUGGAGCCACCCUACGUACCUCCAGAGCCACCCUACAUACCCCCCGAGCCAGUCGCCCCCCUGGAGCCACCCUACGUACCUCCAGAGCCACCCUACAUACCCCCCGAGCCAGUCGCCCCCCUGGAGCCACCCUACGUACCUCCAGAGCCACCCUACGAACCUCCAGAGACACCCUACAUCUCCCCAAAGCCAGCCAUUCUCCCAGAACCCGUAAGCCCACACAGAGCAUUCCUCACCCACAAAGCCAUUUAUCCCCCACAAAUUAAUCCCCCCAAAGCCAGUUAUCUCCCCAGACCAGUAAUUGUCCUGAAACUACUGAUCCCCCCCAAGAUAUACGCCCAUACCCAUCACAAAGAGAGCGGCCCCUCCCCACCAGCUGUCUCUGCUCUGUCUGCACCCCAGGGGCCUGGAACCUCCCAGGAUUUUAAGAAGGACUGAGACAAACUGGGAAGAAGAGUCUUGACUCCAUCUAUGGGGGGAAUGUAGCAGCUGGUGGGGACCAGCCGCGCCUGUUGCCCUGAGGGACAGUGAUCUGAGUGACCCAGCCCCUGCAUGGAUUACAUGUGUUGAAUUUCCCUCUGGGUGCCCUUCUGGGCUGUUUAGCCUGUAGCCCUUGGAAGGCACCAGUGUCCCUGCUCCACCCCAGGAACUGAGGCAGGGCCUACAUGGCUCAGCACUGCUCUGGCAGCCAAGGCACGGGGACCAAGUCACACCCAUGGAGGCCCUGCCCAUAGGGGCCCACCUGUAUGUCCACCCAUCCCUCGCUGCAAGCACCUUCCUAAAAUAAUCUCCAACCCCACAGAUUUGGAGAUUGAGAGGACAAGGAUGGUGAGGAGAUCAUGCAGCGUGUCCUGCUCUCCUGAGGUCCCUUCCAGCCCAUGGUCUCCUGCGACCACGGGUUCUGCAGCCAAGAUAGACGUGGGGAGAGGAGUGACAGUAGAUAGUCUAGGGGUACCAUAUUUGAACAUUCAAAAAAGGGGACACUCCACGGGUGGGGGGGGGCUAUUUGCUCGCACCCCCGCCCCCUUCCCUGCCCCCAUUCAAACCCCUUCCCCAAAGACCUUGCCCCCACUCCGCCCUCGCCCUGCCCCAUUGCUCCCCUUCCCCAAAUCCCCGCCCCGGCCCUGCCUUCUCCCCUGAGUGCGCCGCGUUCCCUCUCUUCCCCCCUCCUUCCCAGCCAUGCAAAACAGCUGUUUCGCAAUGCAAGCACUGGGAGCUACGGGGAAAAAACAGGCACUCUCUCUUGAGUGAUCAGCAUUCACUCUCUUUCUUGAAUGAUCAACUUUGGGGAAAAAUAAUAAUGGCAAAAUCCCGGAGGUUUUUAGAUAUUUUAAAAUUCCUCCUGGAUGGGGAUUUAAGAACCAAAAAGCUGGAUAUGUCCGGGAAAAUACGGACAUAUGGUAAUCCUAAAGUAUUCUGGUUCCUGUGUUGCAGUGGGGAACUGAGGCACACAGGAAGUCUAUGGCAGUGCCAGGCAUUGAAUCCAAAGCUCCUGAGCGGCAACCCUUUGCUUCAGCGACCUAGGCUCUUUCAGGUCAUUAGCAACUCUGUGUUUUCUCAAGAGCCUCACUCCCAAGGAGGCUGGGCCUGCCCCACACAAGUUGUGUGACCCCAGCUCUUCAGUUACAUUGUAUGUGGGACCCAAUGUAGCCACAAGGGCCUCACACCUUUGUGACGUGGAGGAGUGAGGCCAGUUCAGGCACUCACAGCUCCCAGGUGGUACAAAUGAAUCAGACUGUACCUCAGUUGUUCUCACCUGGCCGCUGUUCAGCCUCCUGGGGAGAUCAGUGCACACUAAGCUAGGACUAAAGCCUCCACGUUGGCUCCCUCCCUAAUGUAUACAAAGCCACACUUUGCAGCUCUACACACCCCUUACGCAGCACGACUCCCUCAAGCUGAUGCCCAAGUUACAGGCACUUUUGCAGCUAGUGUGCCUGGAGGCCCAGAGCUGCUUGUUAAUUGCCCAGCGUGGGAAUCUAUGGGACAGUUCUCAAAGAAAGAAAAGUGAUUCCUCACCAGUGUGAUUAUGACCCUGCUCACUUUCCCCUUCUUCAGAGUCUUGGGGAAAGCAUUCACAGAGUAGGAGGAGGGAAUAUGGGAUGUUUGGGGUCCUUUUAUGCCUUGAAAGCCAGGAUGAGGGGCCCCAAUGGAUGCUGGUUUUAGGGCUUCCGACCUUGCCUGUUGUGCAAGUCUUCACCCUAACUGUGUGGAUCCACAUGGAUAAUCACCUGGAAGAACCAGUCAGGAGGGGAAAGAAUGAGUUUGGGGAGCUGGGAGAGAGGGGAGGUGAAAGCAAAAUCAUGACACAGUCCCCUCCCACACUGCCAUC